UGGAGGAGGAAGAAACAGAUCAGAAACAGCUAAAGUGAAAGAUAGUUGAAUCUCAAGAUGCUGGAGUGGACCAAUUUGAGUGCCUGUAUUUUCCUUGCUGUUUCUCUGCUACAGUGGACUUCUACAAAGGCUAUUCUUUCAGAGGCUUCGACAGGGGUAGGACAGUCAUUUGACUCCACCAUUGUUUUGGACGCAAGUUCACGUUCAGUAUCCAGCGAAGAGAAGUCAGCGACAGAUUUGGCAGCGAAGCUUUUACUUCUGGAUGAGUUGGUCUCUUUGGAAAAUGAUGUGAUUGAGCCCAAGAAAAAAAGGAGCUUUCCAGGUUUUGGUACUCCUCUUGACAGGAUUUCAGUAGGUUCCACAGAAUUAAAGGCUAAACAGAGGAAAGUUGUCAACCUUCCUAAAAGAAGAUUUGGUAUUCCCCUUGACCGGAUUGGCAUGAAUCGCAUGACUAAUACCAGAGGCUAAGAGUUGUAACUUGUAUGUACACCCUGGAUGAUAUAUGAUACAUCUCAGUUGCGACCAAAACACUUCUGAUGCUUCAGAGACCUUCUGCUGUUGAUUUAUGUUUCAAUGUUUAAUGAAUUGUCCAUCUAUAAAUCUAUUUCACUUUCCCUGCCGAAACAAUAAGAGAUUCAAUCCAUCAGAUCACAACUUUUACAGCCAGGGUGUAUCUGGUCAGAUCACAGGGUAAAAGUGUGUAUACUGCACUGCAUAAAAUCAUACUUUUUAGAUGAGAAACUACGCAAACAUGCUUUGCUAUCAUUACUUUAUUAGGAGUUAAUGCAGGAAUUUCACACUGAUAAUUAACUCACUGAUAAUUUAGUAUAAUUGGGUAUUUUUAAUAUACCUCCAGGCACCACACCAAACUACCUGGCUCAUCUAUGCUGGGUUUGUAAAAUGUAUUUAAGACCUAUAUUAUUGAGCAAUUAGUUCAAUUAUGACUUUAAAUAAUGACAUUGUAUUAUGAGCUGAAAUUAACAUGGCUGCUAGAAAGCAAAUGUUGCUCUCAAUAAAAAUUCUCACUAGUGAUAUCUAUUAUAUUAGUUUAAUAUACCCACCACAAAGACAAAUCUUUGUGGACUUUUUUUGUCCUCUUAUUCUGUCCCAUAACAAUUUCAACACAAAAAUUCAAGGUAAAAAUAUUAUAAAACACAAAAAUAGGUAUACAUGAGCUUCAUCAGUUAAUAUGAAUUCUACUAAAAGUCAUUAGACCAGGGGUAUACAUGAGCUUCAUCAGUUAAUAUGAAUUCUACUAAAAGUCAUUAGACCAGGGGUAUACAUGAGCUCCAUUAGUUAAUAUGAAUUCUACUAAAUGUCAUUAGACCAGGGGUAUACAUGAGCUCCAUUAGUUAAUAUGAAUUCUUCUAAGAGUCAUUAGAACUGGGGUUCAUCCAUCAGUUAAUAUGAAUUCUAUGAAGAGCAAUUAGACCUGUUAUAUACAUGAACUCCAUCAGUUAAUAUGAAUUAUACAGAUAACCAUUAGACUUUGGAUAUACAUGAGCUCCAACAGUUAAUAUGAAUUUUACCAAGAUUUAUUAGACAUGGGGUAUACAGUAUAUUAGAUUCAUCAUUUAAUAUGAAUUUCAAAGAAAGUCAUUAGACCUAGGGUAUAUAUUAGCUUUGUCAGUUAAUAGGAAUUCUGACGAAAGUGAUUAGACUUGGGAUAUACAUGAGUUCCAUCAGUUAAUAUGAAUUCUACCGAGACUCAUUAGAUGUGGGGUAUAUAUUAGCUUUAUCAGUUAAUAUAAAUUCUACUGAGAGUCAUUUGAGAUGGGGCAUAUAUUAGCUCCAUCAGUUAAUAUGAAUUCUACAGAGAGUCAUUAAACCUGGGAUAUACACGAGUUCCAUCAGUUAAUAUGAAUUUUACUGAGAGUCAUUAAACCUGGUAUAUACAUGAGCUUUAUCCGUUAAUAUGAAUUUUACUGAGAGCAAAUUGACUUUGGAAUACUUGAGUUUCAUCCGUUAAUAUGAAUUCUACUGAGAGCCAAUUGACCUGGGUAUACAUGAGUUCCAUCCGUUAAAAUUAAUUCUACUGAGAGCCAUUUGAUCUGGGGUAUAUGUGAACACUAACAGUGAAAAUUGUAUUUGACCUGUUUAAAAUGUUCCUAAAAUAUUUAUUAUUGUCAUGAAUUUGAUGGAUUUACUGAAAAAUGUUGAGUGACACUGUAGAUUUAUCAGUAUAAUACAACCUUGUGUUCUGUUUAUACACUAUUAAAUGGUUAUUAAUAUAGCAAUAAGAAAAUGUUCUAUUACCUUAGAGCAUUUUCUUAGAGCAAUAUUGUUUGCUUGUAUCCAUGUGUUUAAAAAGGGUUAAAUACAUAACCAAUGCCAUCUCCAGACUAGUGAUACACUAACAAUACACAUACUGUAUGUAUACUUGCUGCCAGUCACCAGAUGUGUUUUGCUAGGUCCCAGUAGUGCUUUGCUGCUUCAGAGCUAACUUUAACUAUGUUUGUAACCCCUUUGCAGGAUAGAAACAAAACAGAGCAUUGGCAUUAAUUCAUUAAAUAUUUAGAUAACUAUCUAUUGAGACAGCUCCUUUGAAUCUCUAUUUAGAGUUUUCUGCGCUGUAUUAACAAAUAUGUUCCAUUAAAGGAACAUAAUACUCAUAUGCUAAAUCACUUGAAAGUGAUGCAGCAUAACUGUAAAAAGCUGACAGGAAAGUAUCACCUGAGAAUCUCUUUGUAAAAAAGAAAGAUAUUUUACCUCACAAUUUUCUCAGCUCACCAGAGUAAGUGUUCUGUAAAAAGUUAUCUUUCAGCUACUGCCCAUCUGCGGGUAAAAAAAAAAAGGAAGGAAGAAAUGAACAGCAGCCAUUAUGCAUCAGCAGUGCUGUGGUCAUGAACUCUUUUACUAUGAUCUCAUGAGAUUUCAUAGUAAACUUCCUUAAACUGAAUAGGGAAAUAAGAUGAGUGUGCAUGAAGCACGCUCCCUUGUCUGUCCCGGGACAGGUAUACUGAUUUGUUGCUUAAAGUCCUUCACAAUGGGGUGGGAAUACUUAGGGCAUUUUAAAGUAAAAUAUCUUCCUUUUUUACAUAGAGAUAAUCAGCUUUUUACAGCUAUGCUGCAUCACUUUGAAGUGUUUCAACAUUUGGGUAUCAUUACCCUUUAAAUAGCAUUGCAAUAGCAGCGAUGUCUCUUUUUAGUUUAGUUAUCUUUUAGGUCAGGGUGUGUUCUUAUUAAACCACAGGGGAAGACAAAUAAAUAAAUAUUGAUUUUUUUUUCCAAAUUGGGCUAAACACAGUGCAAAAAUAAAGUAAUAACUAACCCUGAAUAUCCCCAGAGUAAUAAACAGUGUCGCUUAAUCUCUAGGAACAAUGUCUUAAAACAGAAUGCAAAUCAAUUUAAUUUGGAGCAUAAGUAAACCGUAUACAAAAUAUUAUUCCACCUUAUCUCUCUAAAAAGGUAGACUUUAGUCAAUUUAAACUUCAUUCGAGUAACUUGAUAAUGUGGAAGUUUUUUUAGGAACCAUUCUAGUGAGCCAAAAUGAUAUGAUCAUGAUCUGUGGUACUCUCAUGCAAGUACUAAUAUAGAA
Bombina bombina (fire-bellied toad) is the source of this 3538-nucleotide messenger RNA. RefSeq names its product osteocrin (gene OSTN). The transcript is spliced from 5 exons. Gene Ontology annotation, biological process: hormone-mediated signaling pathway. Gene Ontology annotation, molecular function: signaling receptor binding. The record is from RefSeq and is a predicted model, not a curated record. The coding region runs from base 58 to 468 and encodes 136 amino acids. Lineage: Eukaryota; Metazoa; Chordata; Amphibia; Anura; Bombinatoridae.